AUGUUCUCUAUCAUUUGUCCAGUCAUGGCAGCCAUCCGAAAGAAGCUGGUCAUAGUUGGAGAUGGAGCAUGUGGGAAGACCUGUCUGCUCAUCGUCUUCAGUAAAGACCAGUUCCCUGAAGUCUACGUGCCCACUGUCUUCGAGAACUAUGUCGCUGACAUUGAGGUCGACAGCAAACAGGUGAAAAAGUCCCCUCCCUUUGUUUUUUCAUCCUGUAGUUCUCUCGCUGUAAAGGUAGACUCAAAAAUGACAUUGUACUCAGCAGGACAAUCAAUUAGAAUCAACAGAAUUCAAAUCUACCAAUAUUGCCAUUUCCUCCUCCCAAUUUGCAUCCUCCCUCAAGGCUUGCAUACAUUGCCAAUAGUGGCAGACAGUGUUGGCAGAUAUACAUUUUAGUAGUCAUCGAUUUCUCAAUGCAGGACGUCGUAUUGCUGACUCUAUCAAUAAUGAAAUGUUAGGUUGGCCAUUCGGCAUCAUGCCUUUUCAAGUAGUAGGUCACGUACACGGUAUCAGCUGUAACUGGGAAGUUGGCUGAUGUCUGAAAUCCUUUGGCAGGUUGAGUUGGCACUAUGGGAUACAGCAGGCCAGGAGGACUAUGAUAGGCUCCGCCCCCUAUCUUACCCAGAUACAGAUGUCAUCCUCAUGUGCUUCUCCAUCGAUAGCCCUGACAGUUUGGGUGAGUAUUUAAUGCUGCUAUGUGCAGACACCCACACAUACAUCUGUGCAGACAUAUACACAUGCAUACAUAUUCUGUUUUGUGACACAGGCCCUUGUUUUGGUGACACAGCUUUGACAGAAUUGGUAGCACACUUACACGCACACACACACACACAGAGGCAUUGUACCUGGACAGCCUUGAUUUGUAUUCUCUCCUGUGUAGAAAACAUCCCAGAGAAAUGGACUCCAGAGGUCAAACACUUCUGCCCUAACGUUCCCAUCAUCCUUGUGGGCAACAAAAAGGACCUGCGUAACGACGAGCACACCCGUAGAGAGCUAGCUAAGAUGAAGCAGGUACAGUCAGUCACACACACUACAGUUGUCAUCAGGCCUGAAAAUUCAAAUCCGGUCCGACCUAGCCCGAACCCGAAAAAAAGCCUGACUUCUAGAAAACGGUUGCGCCUUUACCCUGACCAUGUUGCCAUUGUGUUUAACAGCAAAUUUCAACAGUAGGCUAUAAUGACUGUUGAGAACCAUUCUAAGAAAAGUGAGAAGAGGAAAACUCACCUUAGUUGUGUAGGGCAGGGAUCAUCAACAAGAGCGUCUGCUAAAUGACUAAAAUGUAAUGUAAAUGUAGAUUCAGCUGCAAGCCUAUCUUUUCUUGAGUGGAUGGUCAGGGGGCCGGAACAUCAUUUCAAAUAAUUUGUAUACUAAAUUGAUCGCAAGAAGCCCAAACAGAUAUUUGACUAAAACAUAAUAAUUUCAAACCUUGCUUGCAUUUGUAUACAAUCACAUAUACACUAUAUAUUCCAAAGUAUGUGGACACCCCUUUAAAUUAGUGGAUUCGUCUAUUUCAUGUCUAGGAGCAACAACUACUCAGCUGCGAAGUGGUAUUAUUAUAAUAAUAAUAAUAAUAAUAUGCCAUUUAGCAGACGCUUUUAUCCAAAGCGACUUAGUCAUUCGUGCAUACAUUUUUGUGUAUGGGUGGUCCCGGGGAUCGAACCCACUACCUUGGCGUUACAAGCGCCGUGCUCUACCAGCUGAGCUACAGAGGACUACAGAGGUAUGCCACAUAAGCUCACAGAACGGGACCGCCGAGGGCUGAAGCUCGUAAAAGUCCUCGGUUGCAACACUCACUACAGAGUUCCAAACUGCCUCUGGAAGCAACGCCAGCACAAUAACUGUUUGUCGGGAGCUUCAUGAAAUGGGUUUUCUUAGGCACACAAGCCUAAGAUCACCAAGCGCAAUGCCAAGCGUCAGCUGGAGUGGUGUAAAGCUCGCCGCCAUUGGACUCUGGUGCAGUGGAAACAGAUUCUCUGGAGUGACGAAUCGCGCUUCACCAUCUGGCAGUCCGACAGACAAAUCUGGGUUUGGCGGAUGCCAGGAGAACGCUACCUGCCCGAAUGCAUAGUGCCAACUGUAAAGUUUGGUAGAGGAGGAAUAUUGGUCUGAGGCUGUUUUUCAUGGUUCAGGCUAGGCCCCUUAGUUCCAGUGAAGGGAAAUCGUAACGCUACAGCAUACAAUGACAUUUUAGACAAUUCUGUGCUUCCAACUUUGUGGCAACAGUUUGGGGAAGGCCCUUUCCUGUUUCGCAUGACAAUGCACAAAGCACAAAGCGAGGUCCGUACAGAAAUGGUUUGUCGAUCGGUGUGGAAGAACUUGACUGGCCUGCACAGAGCCCUGACGUCAUCUCCAUCGAACACCUUUGGGAUGAAUUGGAAAGCCGACUGUUUGAAGCUGGUUUACAAAACCGACCGCAAAAGAUGCAAAAACUAAACUUCAGAACGGGAAGCAUAGAAAUAGCACACAUAGAACAGAUCUACUGCUUCUUAGACUUGCUUUCAACAGGAAUGAAAGACUCAUUGCACAAACACUAGUUUAUCAAGUUUAUUGGUCGUUUGCACAGUUUAGGAGGUUUUAUAGUGGGUGCAGCGAAAUUAUUAAUUUACUAGCUCCUAACAAUGCAGUAAAAUGUCAAACAAGUACGCAAAUAAUUUAAAAUGUAAAACAUUUUUUAAAUCAAGAACGGAGGGGCGAAUCCAAUUAAGCUUAAAAUAGCAUUCAAACAAAUGUAAGGACCUGAAAAGUAAUUGCUUUCCAACCUUUUUUAGGACAUUCUGAUGAAUUGUUAGGACAUUGGUUUCCUGAUAAUGUAGGAAAACAAGUACACACACACACACACCUAAUUCUCAUAGGGUCAAUGUGGCUUUCCUAACUCCACAUUGCCUGCCCCCCCCCCCCCCCCCCCCCCCCCCCACAGGAGCCUGUGAAACCAGAGGAGGGGCGUGACAUGGCGAACCGGAUCAGUGCCUUCGGCUACAUGGAGUGCUCCGCAAAGACCAAGGAUGGCGUCAGGGAAGUGUUUGAGAUGGCCACCAGGGCGGCGCUACAGGCCCGGCGGGGGAAGCAGAGAAAUAAAUGCCUCCUACUGUAA
Coregonus sp. 'balchen' is the source of this 3091-nucleotide messenger RNA. NCBI's taxonomy places the organism in Eukaryota, Metazoa, Chordata, Actinopteri, Salmoniformes, Salmonidae. The record is from the annotation of a GenBank genome assembly.